Messenger RNA from Aspergillus puulaauensis, 3525 nucleotides. RefSeq lists its product as uncharacterized. Bases 1 to 3525 code for a protein of 1174 amino acids. The transcript is spliced from 2 exons. The record is from RefSeq and is a predicted model, not a curated record. NCBI's taxonomy places the organism in Eukaryota, Fungi, Ascomycota, Eurotiomycetes, Eurotiales, Aspergillaceae.
AUGAGUUCAUCAAGCCUCUGGAUCUCGCCUUUGAUUGAACAUUGCCUUUCCAGCUAUGAGGGAAACCAGCGAAAUCUUGGGUUAGACUGGGAAAACGACGGGAGCAACAUUCGAUUUUCCUCGCAUACCCAACCAAUUGCUCGAAUCAAUAAUUGGAGCGAACGAAACGGUAUCCCUGUAGCGAAUUUGACCGACUCGGAGACGCAAAUAGACGCAAUCAUAUCGCGCGAAUCGCUGGAAGAAUAUAAGAAGGAUUUUCCCACAAACCCACUAAGCAGGGAUGGCUAUCGAGGGUAUACUAUUCAUUUGGCCGGUUUCGAACUGGUGUACGAAUAUUCGACCGGGAAGCCCAAGCUUCAUAUUUACGUCAAGCGGUUCAGCAUCAUAUGGGAACGAGGUAGGAUCAAGCAGCCGCCAGCUGGAAAAUCUGUCGGGAAGAAACCUGCCCUACUUACAUUGAUAAAAAGAGUGUUCUCUUCCAUCAAGUCGCAAAAUCAGCCCCGCCAAGGAACCGUCGAUACAACGGAGGAUAGUAACGGGUAUAGCAAUGGAUACAGCGAUAUCCCUGCCACGCAAGUAACCAAUGGCCAUACAAUUGAUUCUACGCAACCUCACUUAAUGUCCCAACUGCCUACCCGCCGUUCUACGGAUCAUGAUCUGGCGGACCCUGGUAAAUUACUACAGCAGCUCGAGGCACGAGCUCCAGGGGAUAAACAACCGAGUCGGGAGAGGUCCAUAGAUACAGGGACUUUGGCCCCGGUAGCCGCUCCUGAAGCAAACCAUCGCAGUGCGGGCCACCUACCAAGCGGCGGGAAUGAAAGCAGCACAUCUCAUGAACCGCAAAGGACGGAACUGGAAGCUGAAAGAGAUGGACCCCAGCCCAGCUCAGAUAGGCCAUCUCCGCCAGAUUCAGCCGGUGAAGACAUUAUACGAAGCAAUGCAGAGCCUUACUCACCGGAGGCACAGCUUAAGGCUCAGCUCGAGGCCUCUCAGCAUGUUACUCUUCGACAACCUAGUUUUGCCAAAACUGCAUCCUCUAGUACCGUUGACCCCUGGGAAGGUAUGACAGGUAUCAGGAGCAUCGACGUUAAUGUGCCCAAGGAUCAAAAGGAACUCCUAGAGCCCGACAAGAAACCGUGGUACCCGCCUCAAGUGGGAGAACCGAUAGUUUCAGGUCGCGUACCGCCGGCACUGUUAGAUGAAUGGAAUAGGCUUGCUUUCCAAAGACAUCAGAAGGAAAUUGACAACAAGCCAGAAUCUAUGGAAGUUGAUCAUCUGAUCGCCCCAAGCACACCGGCCACCGAAACCAGUUCGGAUUCCAGCUCAGAUUGCGAGUGGAGCGCAACGCCUGGACGAACACCCCGCCGCGGUGCAUUAUUGCCCGUAGAUAGUAGUCCAUUAAAAGACAGCUCGGCACAUCAUGAAAGGCCCCGGAGGUCUAGUUCAAGUGAUCAAGGUGGUCCCGCUGAGGUUAGAGAGGAGGAAUCGCAGCUUGAGGAGAAGGAAAUCCAGGCACCUCCAGUUAACCAAAGCCCAAACGCUGAGAGCCCUCCCAUACAAGCGGAGGUAGAAAAUAAUGGACCAAGUGCUGAAGCAAGUGCCGCAGACAUGACUCACGAUAACGACGAUGGGCACGAAUCUGAUAGCAGCUCUGAUUCAGAGAUGAGCGUAUCAGUUCCUCAACCGCUAUCUGGAAGCACUCAACAAGGCACUUCGAGCCAGGUGGAACCUGGAGUUUCAAGCUCAGGGCCAUCGCUUCCUGAAUCCGCAGGACAGAAUGUACAGGUGAUGGAGACCCCUGCAGCGGCUUUCAACAAGUCUCGCCCUGCCGCAUACAAUCAAGACAACUUCCAAACCGGACUUGGUAACAUGGUGAUCCAAUCGCAAGCCGACAAAUCCUCAUCUCAAUCCCGCGUUCUCAAUACAUACGCCAGUCGUGAUGAAAGCACCAAAGGAGAGACCUCACAAGAGAGCUCGAAAUCUCUUCCACCGAGCGGCCCAGAUGCCCAGAAUCCUGUACUCGUUAUUGGCACCCGAUUCAGCAGCGAGGCCCCUACAACACAACAAACGCGCUGGUCAGGGUCCAGCUCACUUUUCACAUCUUCGGGGCGCAAAAUCGUGGAGGGGAGUGUGGCAACUGCUUCCUUACACCACUCUCAGUCAUCCAGAGCGUUUUCAUCUUAUCGCGACUUGCCUCCGCCAUCCAUGCUAUCAAUAGAAGACGACAAUAGAAGCUCGAGCGUGCAUAGUUCUGUAAGGGGCACUCCUCUGAAGAUCGAUCGUGCGACACCGCUGAAACGCUUCGCAUCUGAGAUGGGGGACAGCGAUCGCGGUUUGCCCUCAAAACGAAACAAGUUUGACAGCAAACCGACGGCGCUCGAAUUAGAAGGUGGGCUGGAUGCGAGAAUAAUUUCACGACGCGAGAGCUACAUCAUCAAUUCCGAUCAGUCAGUUGAGGCCGCGAGGGUGUACGAGAAGUUCCAGAAUGACUAUCCUAUCUAUAAAGGGGAUUUCGAGCACUUCACCAAGUUAUGCUCCAGACUGCAAGCCGUUCGGGAAAGCGGCAGUCUACAAAGAUCGUUUUUAUGGGACGACUUCAUUAUCACGCAUCUUUUAGGCUACCCUGCCUACCUGGAGGAUUGUCUCGGAAAUAAGUCCAAUUUCAUAAACUACGAAGAGUACUUCGUAUCCUCUUUUUCAAGGCCCACCUACAAGAAGCGUAGUCUCACUGUGGAGGGAAUCAACGCGUGUGCCGCACAGUAUAUUACAAUUGAUGAAAGGCGAUCUUCCUCACGUCCAGCUACCGGUACCGGCAUCGCUGCCAACACCAAAACAUCAUUCACGGAAAGUCUCAGGGAUCAGUUCUCCAACUUCCAUGCUCAUUCAUUCGUGGAAACACGGGACCUAUCGACCGACGAUGGACAGUCUGAAGACAACCAAAGCGAGACAGACAGCGAAUGGAAUUUGUCCCAGUACAGCAUCCCCGACAGCGAGCCUGCUCGCGCCGCUGCCGCAGCACAGAAAGACAGCAACGAAGAUAUGAACCUUGAACAUAUAACCCCCAAGCCAACCACCGCACCGGUCACGUAUGACCACGAGCACAGCUCCAAAGAUGAAUACGAAGAUGAAGACGAAGACAUGGAGGAGGUCAACGACGCAGCCCACGAAACAGCCAGCGUCGAAUUAGGCGACAGCAAUAAUUCCCAAGACCAAGCUGAAGCCAAGGCCUUGGAAGCCCCUCCGAACGCAGCACCCGAAAUUCAAGCCUCUGACGCGGCCUCAAAUGCUGACGCAGACGUCGAAUCUAGCCACGAGUUCCCUCUCGAAAAGCCCUUCAACGAAAAUUGGUUCGACUCUCUGCGCCACAUCCUCCCGGACGAGCCUGUCUGGUCUGAUGACCACAAUACCCCGUUCAAGAAAUGGGCACUCGCGGACCAGAAUGUUUUGGGGGUGCGGAAUCGUCGCGGAGGCGCGAGAGUCGAUACCGAUGAGAAGGGCAUUAUACGGCGGUUUCCGCGCGCAUGA